GGAAGACGUGCAAUCACCUACACGACACCCACUUGCCCCAAAUCUUCCGCACAGAUUUCUCCUGGAUGAACCGAUUGACCCCCAUUACUACUAUAAAAACAACGAACCCAAGAAGACAUUUUUAUCGUCAGGAGCAUGGGGAGUACUACUAUUCGGCCAGGUCACGGACCUUCAAGGUCUCUUAGUGGGAUUCGAACCGCGUUCGCAGUGUUAGCGAUGCCUCCUCAUGCCACAGAUUUCAAUACUAUGGCAUCUGAUUAUUCUCCAAGGCUCGGAUUCUGCAAAAGAGUAAGUUCCACCUCCAUGUUUCCAAGCAAAUGUCCCAGGUUUGAAUCGCAGGAGCCCACCUCACCCCAGGUCACUUGUACUGGCCAUAUUAAAAGGAAACCGCAUUGGGUAAAGGCAUCUAAGCAAGAAGCAGCAGCAAAGCCAGCCAAGGAAACGAGUGAUUAUAAUAAGAUGAUCUCCAAGCUGAAGAAAUUGAUGCUGGGUAGAAACCACAAUUCUAAAAAUAGUAAACCGACAGAGGAUGAUGGAGAAAAAUGUCAGCCUUCUUUGGGUGCAAUUAAACGCUACACUUGGGGUUCUUAUGAGGCUAAAUCUGGCGGCUUGUUUGUGGAGGAUGGCCCAAUCGUCGCUAAUUUGGAGUCAGUUUCGAAAUAGAUGGAUGGGAUUAAUAUUUGGUAGCGCCGCCCCUCAAAGCCCUGGUUUUGAGUAGGUCGAGAGGUAGGUCUCCAUGUGACCGUGCGUGCUAAUGCUGGGCUUCUCUUUCUUUUAUUCUACAAGCCUGGACUGGGAUGAUUAAACAAGAGAUCCUGUCUCCUUAGGGAACAUGAAAAAUAUUAGUUGGGCCUAAAGAAUGCAUGAUGUGGCCAAAGAGUUUUAUUCAGGAGAAAUGUGUACUGGAAAUUCAAGGCCUCAAAUGUAGUUUGUUUUCUGUAAGGUCACCAUGACAUGGCUUUUCUAUUUCUUUGAACAUAUGUUCAAAAGUUUUACAAGGUUUUUUUGGGCGGUGGUUUCAUGAUA
This is a messenger RNA of Cryptomeria japonica (Japanese cedar), 1026 nucleotides long. RefSeq lists its product as uncharacterized. Bases 136 to 663 code for a protein of 175 amino acids. NCBI's taxonomy places the organism in Eukaryota, Viridiplantae, Streptophyta, Pinopsida, Cupressales, Cupressaceae. The record is from RefSeq and is a predicted model, not a curated record. The transcript has a single exon.